CAAGUGAGUGAACAAUGGAAUAGGGAAGUACUUAGUUUAUCGUUUUAUUGACUUUUUUGGCAUUUUAAUGUAACUUUACGCGGAUAAGACUUUAUAGCUAAUAAUAUAAUAAAUAAUUAAUAAUAUAAGCGCGUUUGUCAUUGUCGCGGUUAGAAGCGUAAACUGUUGAACCUGUGAAAGCUAUGCGAGUGACCUGUUAGUGUGUUAGUGAUCAUGGUAGAAAACUCUCCAUCUCCCCUGCCUGAGAGAGCCAUCUAUGGGUUUGUCCUCUUCCUGGGCUCACAGUUUGCCUUCUUGCUUUAUUUAGUUUGGGCAUGUGUACCUGAGACUUGGCUCCAUGCUGUUGGAUUAACCUACUGGCCUCAGAAGUAUUGGGCUCUCGCCUUGCCGAUUUAUCUGCUGGUUGCUUUAACCAUGUGUUUUGUGGUGCUGUUUGGAGUCAAUAUGAUGAACACAGCUCCUCUGUGUUCUGUGGACAAUGUCACAGAUAAUUUUGCUAAAGCUCAGCUUCAAGACCCGGGCCAGAAAGGGGCCAUACCUCGGCUCCGAGAUCUGUCCAUUAGUGAAGUCAACCAUCGUUUCUACCUCACACAGUGAACUCUGAGACCCCAAACCCCGGGAGUUAGAUGCAGCGUCCCUGCAUGAUGCUUCAUGUCUCCAAAUUUCUGAUCUGCAUUGAUCCAUAUAGAUGACCAGCAUCUAGGAUUGCUUUUCAUCAGUCCUGGAGUUUAGAGUUUGCUGAGGUUUUAGAUGCACCUAUUCCAUCACUCACUCAUGACAGGACAGACAUUUGACUUUAAGGUGAACUCUCAGCGUAAGGUAUGGUAAACACAUGACCCUCGGAGGUGGAGCCUAAUCUGGAGCUUUAGGGAAAAGUGCUAAAAAGAUACAAAGGUGGAAGGACUUUACACAGUCUGAUGGAGAGGAAGUAAAAGUAGAAACACAAAGAAUUAGCCAGAAAUAAACAUGCUUUAGAGGUUUAGCUGAACUUGUCCAUUUGGGUGGUUUGCUGAUUUGUAAAACUGGUUUUAGAAAGUCUAAUUGUUUAGACUUUUACUUCUUUAGACUUUGACUUAUGUUUUUUUUUUAAGAGAUUUCAGAAUGCUGUCUGCAUGUUAUUUUGAGAAGUUUAGAGUUUAAUUUAUACUUAUAAUUAUUAAAAAAAUUAAUUAAAGAAGUAAAUUUUGUAUAAACCCUUUGAAGUGCAUGUCUUGUCCAUUGAUGUCUCUAGAGAAAAAGAAAAAGCUAAAUGAAUAGGAAAAACUUAGUAAAUGUUAUUGACAAAAUUUUGUAUGUAUUUAGAUUUUUAAUACUAUACAUUAGCUCUCAGGAGGUCUGUGAUGUAUAGGGGGGUGUUUGG
Molecule: messenger RNA, 1360 nt
Organism: Clarias gariepinus (North African catfish)
Lineage: Eukaryota; Metazoa; Chordata; Actinopteri; Siluriformes; Clariidae
Gene: pigp
Product: phosphatidylinositol glycan anchor biosynthesis, class P
Exons: 4
Coding region: 214-597 (127 amino acids)
Biological process (GO): GPI anchor biosynthetic process
Molecular function (GO): phosphatidylinositol N-acetylglucosaminyltransferase activity
Source: RefSeq, a predicted model, not a curated record